Messenger RNA from Talaromyces marneffei, 864 nucleotides. RefSeq lists its product as uncharacterized. The transcript has 2 exons. The record is from RefSeq and is a predicted model, not a curated record. NCBI's taxonomy places the organism in Eukaryota, Fungi, Ascomycota, Eurotiomycetes, Eurotiales, Trichocomaceae. Gene Ontology annotation, biological process: mitotic sister chromatid segregation. The coding region runs from base 1 to 864 and encodes 287 amino acids. Gene Ontology annotation, cellular component: kinetochore; MIS12/MIND type complex.
AUGCAGUCCGAACAUUAUCGCAAAAUCGAACUCCAAUCCCCCGCAGACCUCACCUACCUCUAUACCAACGCGGUCGCAGAAUCGCGACAAAAGCUCGAUCUACACUUUCCGCCCUCCGCGUACUCCAAUGGCGACCAGCCGGAUCCCAUGAAAGAGCGCGUCAAGGAGCUUGUCGACGACUUUAUCAGACAAACAUAUACCUACGCCUCCGACUCCCUGACCAUAAACGGCCUCGAAUUCGAUUCUGCGUCCGUCUCUGCCUCCGCUUCAGCUUCCAAAGACUCUGGAGACGCGCCAUUCCCAUUCCCAUCUGCAUUCUCAGCGCCCAAUGAAACUAUCGAAUUCGAGCCGUACGACGGAAAUCUUGCGUCGCGCGUAAGCUCUUUAUACGCUCAGCUUGAGUCGUUGACUACAACGGUCGCGCAGUUGAGACGUGAUGCGCCUGGGAAGGCAGCGAAGAUAUACGCGGCUAAUUUGAGGGAGGCGUUGGAGAAGGAGGACGAGGAGUUUGAGCAUCAGCAGGAACAGCAACAACGCAAGCGGAGACGGUUGGAGGAGAAUAAGGACGGUGAUAACGACACAAACAUGGAAGAUCAUGACGACGAGACGCAAGAAAUCGACCCGGAGUUCAGAUUGGAUAUACCAUUUGGCACGCAAGCGGAGCGCGAGAGAUGGCAGAGCGGCGAGAUGGCGGAGGUUUAUACAGAUACGUUACGGACUUUGCUUCGAUUGCAAGGGGAGGAACUGACAGAUUCUGCCGGGGCAGUGUCUCAUGCUGAUAGUGACAAAAAGGCUAUAUCGACGACGGUGGCCACGGCCGAGAGGGCUGAGAAGGCGGUCGAGGUUGUGGAGAGGAUGGUUUAG